Molecule: messenger RNA, 822 nt
Organism: Pelecanus crispus (Dalmatian pelican)
Lineage: Eukaryota; Metazoa; Chordata; Aves; Pelecaniformes; Pelecanidae
Source: RefSeq, a predicted model, not a curated record
ACACCAAUGAAUCAAGCCUCAACCCGAUCUCACUGCAUUUUCACUAUUCAUAUCUCCAGCAAGGAACCUGGAUCUGCAACUAUCCGACGCUCCAAAUUACACUUAGUAGACCUUGCUGGAUCAGAGCGUGUUGCAAAGACUGGAGUUGGAGGUCAUUUAUUGACAGAAGCCAAAUAUAUCAACCUGUCGUUACAUUAUUUGGAACAGGUAAUAAUUGCCCUUGCAGAGAAAAACCGGUCCCACGUUCCUUACCGAAACUCUAUGAUGACCUCAGUGCUAAGAGACAGCCUGGGAGGAAACUGCAUGACUACCAUGAUAGCAACGCUUUCCAUAGACAAAAGAAACAUAGAUGAAUCUAUAUCAACCUGCAGAUUUGCACAGCGAGUUGCUCUUAUUAAGAAUGAAGCAGUUCUUAAUGAAGAAAUUGACCCCAGAUUGAUGAUUGUCCAGCUGAAAAAGGAGAUCCAGGAGUUGAAGGAUGAGCUGGCGCUGGUGACUGGCAAGCAAAGAACAUCAGAGCUUUCACAAGAAGAGCUACUUCAGUUGAAUGAGUUAAUUGAAACAUUUCUCGAAGAUAAUGAUCCUGAUAGCACUCUGGAUGUUGGUGCUGACAUGCGCAAGAUCAAGUAUUGCUUCGUUCAUGUGAAGCAACUAAUGAAUCAUUCAAAGAUUUCUGAUAAAAAACUGCUCUCACAACACAUCUCUGAAGAAAAAGACACUAGCAAAGAAGCAAGAGAAGAAGAAUUGAAAAAACUGAAAAAACUUCUGCAGCAAAGAGACAAUGAAAUCCGUAUCCUUUGUGAGGAACAAAAUAAUGUUUGA